Lichtheimia ornata is the source of this 2784-nucleotide messenger RNA. RefSeq lists its product as uncharacterized. Gene Ontology annotation, molecular function: nucleosome binding. Gene Ontology annotation, cellular component: nucleoplasm; SWI/SNF complex; brahma complex. The record is from RefSeq and is a predicted model, not a curated record. The transcript has 7 exons. Gene Ontology annotation, biological process: regulation of transcription by RNA polymerase II; chromatin remodeling; positive regulation of DNA-templated transcription. The coding region runs from base 1 to 2784 and encodes 927 amino acids. Lineage: Eukaryota; Fungi; Mucoromycota; Mucoromycetes; Mucorales; Lichtheimiaceae.
AUGGAUCCCAAAUUCUUUUCGGGUGCACAACAAGGCAUCCCCAUGACAGCCCAACAAGCAGCAGCCAAUGCACGAAUGAUGAUGGCACUGCAACAGCAGCAACAACAGCAGCAACAACAACAGCAGCAACCCCAAUCCAACGACCCUUCCAUGCAGCAAUACAAUGCCAUGGCUAUGGGGAAUAUGGGAUUCAGUGGAGCUCCUAAUCUCGGCAAUAUGGCCUUCGCCCAAGGUGGUGGUGGUGAUAUGUCUUCCUUUGAUCAAUCCAACUUUAUGUUCAUGAACCAAGUAUCUGCACAGCAGCAGCAGCAACCCUUCAUGGGACAAAUGCCACAAUCGCCAGCCAACAUGCAUGCAAUGAAUCAAUUGACUCAACAGCCACAGCUUCAGCAACAAGCUACAUCUCAACAUCCACAGACAUCCAUUUAUGCAUCACAAGCUGGAAUGAUGCCUUUUGCACCCAACGCCAACAAUGGAGGUCUUCCACAACAAAAUCGUGGCAUGUAUCAAGGUGGCGAUAAUAUGAUGUCUCCCAAUACACCACAAGCUAUCCUUAUGCAACAGCAACAACAACAACAAGCUGCCAUGUUGAAUAGAGUCAAACAAUCACCUAGUCAAUCACCUGCCAUGAACAACGCACACUUCCAGGGAUCACCUGUUGCAGCUGGUAGUCCACAUGUGGGAGGAGCUCGUAUGCCAAAUGAUUAUGCUGUAUCGUCACCUAUGGUUGGUUCCAUGUCAUCACCAGUACAAGGGCAAGGACCAGGAAUGAACCGAGUUAUACCAUCACAAGCUCUUGGACGUUAUAUGCAAAACAUGAAUGCUUCUCAACAGGCAAUGAUGCAAGGCAACAUACAACAACAGCAACAACAACAACAAAAUAUACCGUCACCAAUGGCCAACAGACAAACACCUUCUCAAAUGUCGCCACAGAUUGCUCAAGCUGAACAGCCAAAGGAUAGCCCAGCUGGAAGUAACACUCCCAAUUAUCCACACCAGCAAUCACCAAUGCAAAAACCUGCCAUGUCGCCUGCACCACGUCGUUCAGCUACGCCUGGAAGCACUACCUCUACACCUUUACAGCAACAUCGACAAAUUGAAACUACCCAGCAACAGUCGACAAAACCUGGAUCUCCUGGACCAUCUGCAGACGUUGCGAAUGCUAAUAGAGCACCUUCUCAACCACCAAAGACGGAGACACCAUCACCUAAACCAUCCCCUGCAGUCAAGAAUGAAGCAUCAAAUUCACCCAAUCCAGCAGCAGCAGCAGCAGCAGGAUCUCAGUCUCAAUCGGCAGAGAACAAGGGAUCGACACAAUCCUCACUUACGACUUAUGUUCCCAAAACACGCAAUGUGGAUACGUAUGGUGGUGUUGAUUUGAAAUACUUUGACAAGUUUGAUAUCAAGCCUAUGGUGCCUCAUUUCACUGAAUUAGGCACGGUGGAUAUACAUGCAUUGAUCAUGUCUCUAAAAUCGGGGAUGAAAAUGGAGGUUACCAACGCACUCAACGUAUUGACGGUUGUCACUUCUCAACAUACAAUGUCGCUGGCAUAUUGCGAAGAUCUUUUGGAUAUUUUGCUCGACUACAUGGAGAAGGACAUUUUUGGUGAAUGCUCAAGGUUUUCAGUGAAUGGAAAAGACACCACAGCCAUUCUUUCCAGUUCGAGCAAAAAGUUGUCGGACCACGACCUUACGUAUGCUGAAUUAUUUGAUAUGUCGCUGGAUGAGAUGAAGAGUUUGAUACCGAUGCUUGAGGAAACGACAUCCGAUUUAUGGCUAUCAUUACGAGAACGAUGCCUGUGUAUUUUCAACAUUUUCAGGAACCUUUCAUUCAUGCCUGACAACAUGGAGUACCUUGCACGACACGAGCGAUUUGUAUCGAUUCUGGGACGUGUCAUGGAUAGCACACGCAACGUGGAAGAUGAAGAAGGCAAGGACACAUCAGGGCGCGAAGCAUGGUUUGUGGGUGUACGGCGGAUGGACACUUUGGAUUUCCGCAAGAGCAUCCUCCUCAUUUUCUCCAACAUUGCCAUGCUCCUUCACAUCCGUCAGCCCGAUAUGGCAGGCACUUUUAUCCGGUUGACGCAUGAUUUCUUAACCAAUGGUCCUGACACCUACUAUGCCAUGCUGGCUGCUGAGACAUGGGCCAAGAUCUCGGUCAACUAUGAAAAUCGAAAGUCUUUUGCCAAGCUAGCUGAAAAGACAUCAUUGGAGAGCUUAAAAGAGAUUUGGAUGGAGCUAUCAUCAGUGAUACGACGCGACUUUUUCACCCCAGAUGGUAAAGUGGCGAUUCAAUUGGCAGGUAGUCAACUGGCAACAUUGGAGUAUACGGUGAUGGGUCUAUACAGCAUUGUGGCCAUUCUAGCGGAGACAAGUGAUGAACACGCUUUCAGGGAACAACUUUUCCUUGCCGAUCGCACUGUGCCCAUGAUGAUUCUACGAUUGUGUGUAUCCUUUGGCGAAUCCGGUAUUCAGCAUUAUCAAGUAGUAUCCAAGCGUGGUAUGGAAUUGGUGCGUCGAUUAGUGUGCGGUACAGAUGCUUCCUCAACAUCCUCGCAUCAUCAUCAUCAUCAUCGAUCCAAUGAUAUGGAUGAAGACAAUACAGAUGGUACAUCUCAAGAAAGCAUAGCCAAGGCUGGUCAUCGAAUGUUGGAUAUGAGUGCGGUGCGACACAUGUUGAUGAUGGCCAUGCUACGACCCCAUUCGGAUCCAGAAAUGCUUCGUGACCUUACAGACUUGUUAACUCUUAUCGAUGGCGACAAUGCUGAGACACCUGUAGCAUAG